This is a messenger RNA of Juglans microcarpa x Juglans regia, 1439 nucleotides long. Its product is annotated as zinc finger protein ZAT5-like. The coding region runs from base 1 to 1308 and encodes 435 amino acids. The transcript has 2 exons. NCBI's taxonomy places the organism in Eukaryota, Viridiplantae, Streptophyta, Magnoliopsida, Fagales, Juglandaceae. The record is from RefSeq and is a predicted model, not a curated record.
AUGGCUUCUAGAGGUAGGAAACUUAACAAGGAUUGGGAGAGUAAUUCGCUGUUACUGUUAUUCUAUUGGGUGGCUUUUUUCACUUCAAACCCUUCCUCUUCACUAUAUAAAAACAUUACGUACACAACACAACCCCCCACUCUCUCUCUCUCUCUCGCUUCCUCCUCUACCCCAAAAAAACAUCUCUUUCUUUCUCUCUUUGAGGCUACCUCGAUUGAUCUCUUUGGGUUUGUGGUUGCGGCGGUGGUGGUGGAACAUGGAGGCUCAAGAAGAAGUUAUCGUCAUGGGGGGUCUAAGGAGAAUACCCACAUCGUCAAAGGGAAGCGCACCAAGCGCCAGAGGCCUCAAUCACCUAUCCCUUUUGCCAUGAUCAGUACUGUUAAUUCACCGACCGGAGAAGGAGGCGGUACUGGCGCUGGUGGAGGUCUCGAUGGUGAAAAGAACUGCAAUAUUGAUACCAUUAACGAUGACAACACCAGCUUCUCGCCGGCCACUUCCACUGAAUUACUACAAGAUAGCACUACCGAGGAAGAAGAGGACAUGGCCAAUUGCCUAAUCCUUCUUGCUCAAGGUCAGACCCGGCCUGAGACCCCAAGACAAGUCGAAGUAGAUCACGGUGGUGGUGGUAGUGGUGGUGGUGAUGCUUAUAAGUUUAAUAGUCGAAGAUUCUUAGAAGCAGCAGCAAACGGCACGGGCAAGGCCGGGUAUUAUGUCUACGAGUGCAAGACUUGCAAGCGGACUUUCCCUUCCUUCCAAGCGCUAGGUGGGCACAGGGCUAGUCACAAGAAGCCCAAGGCAAUGGCAGCCGCGGAGGAAAGGGAAAGGUCAUCGAAGCAGUUCUUGUUGUCGUCGGAUGAUGAUCAAGAAGCGCAGUCCAAGAAGAACGAUCUCAUCUCUUCUCUGUCUCUCCAAUUGAGCAGUAGUAGUAGAGGUUUGGGUAGCAAUAAUAACAGGUCUAAGGUUCACGAGUGCUCCGUUUGUGGGGCGGAAUUCACGUCCGGCCAGGCCUUAGGCGGCCAUAUGAGACGGCACAGGGCGCCUAAUAUGGGAACCAAUACCACUUUGUCCUUUACUUCUCCAUCAUUGGCGUUGGAGCCUGAUCAUCAUCAUGAUCAAGAAACCAAGAAGCCAAGACAGAUGCUUUCCUUGGAUUUGGAUCUCAACCUUCCGGCCCCAGAAGAUGAUCACCGAGAACCCAAAUUCCCUUUUGCAACAAAACAGCAUCAGCAAAAGCAACAGCAACAACCACAACAACAGCAACAACCUCUUGUCUUCUCCGCUCGGACUUUGGUGGAUUGUCACUACUAAAAAAACAGGGUCAGACUUCUUAUUUGUUUCUCCGUUUAUCUUCAACGCUUGAUCUCAAAGCUAAGACGAGGGGAAUUACCACAAUUGUUUUUCUUUUAUUUACCAUUCAAAAAAGUAAACGAUUCUUUAAA